Salvia splendens (bonfire salvia) is the source of this 5042-nucleotide messenger RNA. Its product is annotated as zinc finger CCCH domain-containing protein 44. Bases 256 to 4851 code for a protein of 1531 amino acids. The transcript is spliced from 10 exons. NCBI's taxonomy places the organism in Eukaryota, Viridiplantae, Streptophyta, Magnoliopsida, Lamiales, Lamiaceae. Gene Ontology annotation, molecular function: DNA binding; protein binding; metal ion binding. The record is from RefSeq and is a predicted model, not a curated record.
GAUGGAUAGGGAGAGGAGAGGAGAGGAGAGGAGAGGGCAGCAGAACUAAUUUAAUCAUAUUCAUAUUUGAAGUUGGGUUUUAACAGCUACAAAAAGUAAAGGAAGGAUUCAUUCCACCCAACCUCCAUCUUCAAUUUUGUUUCAAAUAAAAUUAUUUUUUUGCUUUUCCGGAACGCCUUUGAAUUUCAUGAGAAUUGAUGGUCAUCCUGGGUGGAUUGGUUGCCGGAGGAGUUGAGAUUUUCUAGGGUUUUGGCUAUGGAGAAUAUAGAGACACUGUUAGCUGCCGUAGCUCAGACCAUGGGCUUCGGCGAUGAGGAGCCGGUGGUUCCUACUCCAUCGGAGCUGGACCUGGAGAGCUCUGCCUCUCCUGCGGCUGUCGGAGACGCGCAUCCUCCACCGGCGGUGGUAGUUCCAGAUCUGACUGCUGCUGCUCCGGUUCCGGUGAGUGCGAGCGCCGUCUGUGAGAAGCGUAAGCGAGGACGGCCGCCGAGAGGGCAGCUCACGGCGAAGCCUCCACCGAUUAAGAAGGUGAAAGUUGAAGAUGAAGAUGAGGAUGUUUGCUUUAUUUGCUUUGAUGGAGGCUCUCUGGUUCUCUGUGAUCGAAAGGGUUGUCCAAAGGCGUACCAUCCAGCUUGUAUCAAACGCGACGAAGCCUUUUUCAGAUCAAAAGCUAAAUGGAACUGCGGGUGGCACAUAUGCAGUGGAUGCAAAAAGACUUCUCAUUAUAUGUGCUACACUUGCACCUACUCGUGGUGCAAGGGAUGCACUAAAGAUGCGGAUUUCGUGUGUGUGAGAGGAAACAUGGGGUUUUGCCCAACAUGCAUGAAAACUAUCAUGAUGAUUGAAAAUAAAGACCAAGCAACCAAUGAUUCGAUUCAAGUAGAUUUUGACGACAAACUUAGCUGGGAGUAUCUCUUCAAGAUGUAUUGGGUAACCUUAAAAGAGAAAUUAUCUUUUACACUGAGUGAGCUCAUUCAAGCCAAAAGUCCCUGGAAAGGGGUGGCUGCAGUGACGCGUAACCCGCGGUUAAAUAAUGCAGUUCCCUCUUCAGUCGGCGCAGGCGUUUCUAUGUCAUAUAGCGGUACUGGACAUUUCGAGUUGAAUAAGCCCCACAUCGAGAUGAAUUUGGUACAAAAUGAUGGGUUACGAACAUCACUGUUGAGUAAUGGCAACCAUGUCAAGAAAUUAAACAAUGACAAUGGAGAAUAUGGCCCUACUUACAGCAAAGAGACUGUAAAACCGAAAGUCGAGACGAGCAUUGCCAAAAUCAAUGACAAGCCAGACAUUAAGGAAGUUGUUCAUGAGCCAUGCAUUAAAAAAGAUCUAGAUGAUCCGUGCAGCGUAAAAAAUACUAGCAAACUGUGCAUCAGCAAGAACACAAAUAGCAUAGAGACAGACAAGCUGGCGGUUUACAGUACUGAAUGGGCAUCUAAAGACCUCUUGGAUUUUGUUAAACACAUGAAGAAUGGCGACACAUCUGCUUUGUCGCAGUUUGAUGUUCAAACACUAUUGGUUGAAUAUGUAAAGAGAAACAAUCUCUGGGAUCCACACCAGAAGAGUCAAAUUGUAUGUGAUCAAAGGCUCAAAAAUAUAUUUGGAAAGCCAUAUGUUGAUCAAACUGAAAUGCUGAAGCUCCUUGACUUUCAUUUUGUUGUAAAGGAAGAUACACAGAAAAAUCCGUUCUUUCCUGCUAGAGCUGUUGGAUCUGCUGCAAAUAAUUUGGAUGCAGAUGGAAAAAUAAAUGGGUUGCCAGUGCCAGUGCCAGUGCCAGUGCCAAGUAACAGUAGAAAGCGGAAAACACGCAAGAAGAAUGAAAACAGAGUAGCCCAGCUUGAUCUGAAUGAAUAUGCUGCAAUUGAUGUUCAUAAUAUCAAUCUGAUCUAUUUGCAGCGUAAUUUGAUGGUGACUCUUGCUGAAAAUAGUGAGAGUUUCAAUGACAAGGUUAUUGGAUCUAUCGCAAGGAUCAAAAUAUCAGCCAAUGAUCAGAAACCAGAAGUUCAUAGGCUUGUCCAAGUUAUAGGUACUAGCAAGGUGUCUGAGCCCUAUAAAAUUGGCAACAAGACAACAGAUCUCAUGCUUGAAGUUUUAAAUUUGGACAGAAGAGAAGUUGUAUCUAUCGAUUCCAUUUCAAAUGAAGAGUUUACUGAGGAUGAAUGCAAAUGGCUACGUCAGAGCAUUAGAUGCGGUCUUGUGAAACAAUUUACUGUUGAUGAGGUAAAAAAGAAAGCCUCUGCACUUCAAUCAGUUAGAGUCAAUGAUUGGCUUGAUGCGGAAAUAUUGCGGCUAAGUCAUCUUAGAGACCAAGCUGGCGGGAAGGGGAAUAAGAGACAGCUUAGAAAAAAUGCCGAAAGAUUACUGUUGCUAAAAUCACCUGAGGAGCGCCAACGAAGAAUUUCUGAUGUUCUAGAGAUACACGCUGAUCCGACAAUGAAUCCAAAUUAUGAAUCUGAAGAAGAUAUCAGAAGUAGUGACCACAUUAAAAAAGGCAAAGAAGAGCAUUCUGUAGAGGUGCAAGAUAGAAUCACGAAGAAAACAAAUGCUAGUGCAUCAAAUGAUUUGGAGAAACACACAAACCAGAUUGAUAUUGGUUGCUCACCUUCUGGUGCUGGGAAUGAUCAAACCAUGGAAAGGUCUGGGUUGGAGACAUCGACUGCAAUUGCCUCCAUCGGAAACUCACAGGCUGCUGACAACAUAGAAACUGAGAAACUUUGGCAUUAUCGUGACCCCAAUAGUAAGAUUCAAGGGCCUUUUUCCAUGAUGCAGCUGCGGAAAUGUAAUAGUACUGGACUGUUUCCACAUGACAUGCGGAUAUGGACCAAUCACGAGCAAUAUGACUCGUUACUUCUAACUGAUGCUUUGGAUGGGAAAUUAUAUGCAGCACCAGACAUGUCACAUAAAGCCUCUUCAAAUUCACAGGAAAACGGGCCCGCUGGGGGAGCUGUCCCGAGCGAGGGUGCAAAUGGGACUACUAAAGAUGCUAAACAAACAGAAGUUGCUGGGUGUAGUAAUUCGGAUGGUUUGCCUGACGCUGCUGCUAGACCCGUGAAAGUAGAUGAGUCUUGCUCCUCUGGGUGGCCUCAAUGUUGGGAUUUGCUUAAAGAUGGUAAACCAAUUGCUGAUGGUGUCCAAUUACGUGAUCUGCUUCCUCCAUCAAACCCUGAGACAAGAGAUGAACCUUUGACUGAUCGAGUCCUAGAGAGAGAUGAAUUAAACCUUAGUUCACAAAAUGGAGAAAAGAAUGCAGCUGGCCCAACUCAAAAUCCUAUGCCCUGUGAAGAUGAACUUCGAACUGAACAUAAAGAUGAUGACCGAACAGGUCAAUCUUCAGAAGGAAAUUUGAGAUCCCUGAACAUCAACUUGAGCUCAACCAUCCCUGAACCUGUGCCGGUUUUGACUUCUGUGCCAACGUCGCUAGUUUCAAGCAAACAGCCUGAGAAUAUAGAUGUCUUGGAUCUUCUUAGUCCUACCUCAAAGUCUGAAAACCAGCAGUCAGUCGAUGCAGAUAUUCCUGCUCAUGGCACGAGUUUUCUGGAGCUGCUGACUCCUGCACCAAGAUCCAACAAUGAAGAUCAGGCUGCUCAGGAAACUGACACGAAGCCUGGGUGUAAAAAUCUUCCUAUGUCUAAUUCUGGCCCCGGCUGGAUAGGUGCAUCUAGUCUAGGUAUCGGUGGCGUCCAGCUCCCAGAUGUAGCUGAUGAAUGGUGUGGAUAUUCUCAGACACAUGCUGCAAAACCACCUAUGCAAGAAUGGGAUUCUGGUCUAGUCUCCGCAUCUGCUUUAGGGCCACCUGAAGUCACCGGGGAAAAUGCUGAUGCCUCUGCACCCGAAGCUCACCAUCUUUCUCAUACUCCUCCGUCCCAUCCUCCAUCUAAUGGACCUAAUUGGCUUGCCAUAAUGAACGAGCCAAUUGAGUUUGUUGCUCUAGGUGAGGAUUCAGUGUCUGAUCUGUUGGCUGAAGUGGAUGCUAUGGAAUCGCGAGGCGCUCUGCCUUCGCCUACUUCAGCCAUCAAGUUUGCUCGGGAAUUGCUUGAAGAUUGUAAAGACGAUUGCUUUAGUUCAAUGGAGGGUUUUAGCCCUACCCCAGAACCUCGAAAAAGUGAUGCAUUCAGCUCCACCACCGAUGUACAUCUGACAUCCCAAUCCUCUGCCCCAUGUAAACCAAAUGGAACAUCUCCAGUUGACGCCUUCGAUUUUUUCCGGAGGUCGAGCGUGAAUUCAUCUGCAAGCAGUGAGGGUGAAACAAGCGCUGCAGUUCAUUCUGGGGAUCCCGGUUCGGAAUUCCACCACUCUCCUGCACCAAACCAAGAGAUGGUCGGUGCUGGUGCUGGUGCUGGUGCUGGUGCUGGUGCUGGUGCUGGUGCUGGUGCUGGUGCUGGUGCUGGAGCAGGAGCAGGAGCAGGAGCAGCCAUGGCUCCCGGGCUGGGAUCCGAUGCUACGGAUCCCAGUUGGGGACAGAUGCAGGGCAACAUCAACCUAGUCACAGUGCAAGGUAAUGUUAAUCUCGUCCUCGGAGGAUCGGCUGCCCAGGGGAUGGCGAACCUCCCAUGGGGAGCGAACCAGGGCCCCAACUGGGCCAACCCAAACUCGAUCCGGAGCCCUAGAAACGGGAGUCAGCCAUGGGACGGGCAGCGCAAGUUCGGUGGGGAUAGGUUCAACUGUCCUAGAGAAUGGGGGGGUUAUCAAGGUAGUGAUCCGGGAUUCGGGGGCGGGAGGGGCAGGCCGCCGUGGGGCCGUCAGCAGUACAACAGUGGUGGAUAUUUGAGGCCUCUUCCAAAGGGGCAGAGGGUGUGUAAAUUCUACGAGAGCGGUCGCUGCAAAAAGGGAGCUUUCUGUGAUUAUCUUCAUCCAUGAUUGUUGUGAGUUUUCAUACACUGGAUUUGGUAACUUCUUGUUGUAUAAUUAUUUGUUAAGAGUAAUCUCUCUAGGCCAGAUAUCUUUUUUUUUGCAAAGUUAAUUUUGAGAGUAAUCUCCUUAAUUAGCUGUAGAUUUGUACUUGGAGCUUAAUUUUAAUAAUAAUAAAAAAAAUAAUAUUGUUACUCUAA